Molecule: messenger RNA, 3932 nt
Organism: Cyprinus carpio (common carp)
Lineage: Eukaryota; Metazoa; Chordata; Actinopteri; Cypriniformes; Cyprinidae
Product: integrin alpha-E-like
Exons: 35
Coding region: 324-3815 (1163 amino acids)
Biological process (GO): integrin-mediated signaling pathway; cell-matrix adhesion; cell-cell adhesion
Cellular component (GO): integrin complex; external side of plasma membrane
Molecular function (GO): integrin binding
Source: RefSeq, a predicted model, not a curated record
UUUUAAUAACGUAUUAGUACAUGUUGAAAUUAAAAUAAACAAAUUUCAAUGCUUUAGUAGUAUUGAAUCUUUGUGCUGUAUUUUCUGUUGGCAAUUUGAUAUGCAGUUUUUAUAUGGUACACUUUGCCCACCCAGUUUUAUGUAGGCCCACCCACUUCAACAUUUCUGGCCUUGCCCCUGGUUUGAAGUGUGUGACGGGUCGGGUUUAACAAUCAGCAGCGACUGCGUGCUGUUAUACAUUUUUUGUAGACAACAAGGAGCUGCUUUCUGCCUCACUGUGCCGAUAUGUUUUUUUAAAGCGUGGAGUUUACCAAAUUCACAAAAUGUACAGAGGAUUGCUAUUUAUGAUUGUCAUAUGGAGUGUGACCGGGUUCAACAUUCAAGUAACUUCUGUGAAGCAUUUCAAAAAAGAUGAUCCACUCUUUGGUCAAACCAUUAUUGAAUCAACAGAUGGAGUUUUUGUUCCUUCCCCAAAAAAUGGAGCACUUUUCAGAUGCACCUUAAAGGAUGAAUGCGUUGAAGUAAAUUCUGAUGAUGAAAAACCUAAAGGCCUGAGACCGGUAGCAUCAGUAUCUAGCCUGACAUCAGAAGAGGAACAACAUGUUAUGAUGUGUAAAGUUCGCGUAAAAAAGUCAGUAACUGAGGAUUUGAACAGAGAUUGCAAACUGAUUAAACUCUCUGGAAGUGUCAUUGGAAAAACGAAUUCUGUUGCAUUAGUCAACAACAACAACAACAACAACAACAAUCAUUAUCAAGGUGCAAGGACUGGUCAAGAUCAACACAGGAUGAGAAGAGAUGCCCAGCCAGCCAGGGACACAAAAGAUAAGGAUUAUGAUGUGAAUGUGCCACUGCCAUCAAGAUCUGCACUUCUGUCUCCUGCUACAAACCAAAUGGAAAAUGAAGAACUCAACAGCAACAACAACAACAACAACAAUCAUUAUCGAUGUGGAAGGAUUGAUGAAGUUAAACGGAGGAUGAGAAGAGACGCCCAGCUGGAUAGUGACACAGAUGAAGAUGAGGAUGAUGAUGAUGCUGGGACAGAGAUUGCUUUUGUGCUGGAUGGCUCUGGUAGCAUUACAUGUGAUGACUUUCAGAGAGCCAAAGACUUCGUCUACAAUGUCAUGUUCAAUGUUUGGAACACAUGUUUUGAUUGUAACUUUGCAAUAGUGCAAUAUGGUAGUAUGAUCAGGACAGAGCUUUCACUACUAGACAAUGAAAAUGGGACCAAAACCUUGGAAAAGGUCAAAGAAAUACAGCAAAUUUACAAUCUCACAAAGACCGCCUCAGCCAUCCAUCAUGUGCUCACAGAUAUUUUCAUCCCUGAGAAUGGAUCAAAGAUUGACUCCAAAAAAAUUAUCAUUGUAUUAUCUGAUGGAGUAAUUUUGGGAGACGAUAUGAAUCUUACUGAUGUUUUGAACAUGCCACAAAUGAAAGAUACAUCUAGAGUUGGUGACGGCAUUCUGACAAAACCUAAAGCAAUACAGGAGAUGAUGGAGAUAGCAGACCGUGGCAAAUUUUUCAAUGUUUCCAAUUAUGCUGCAUUAGCUGACAUUCUGUCAUCACUGCAACAAAGUUUAAUUGGAAUUGAAGGCACUCAGCAAGGUGCAGGAUUUCAGUUCCAGCUUGCUGAAGCUGGAUUCAGCUCCCAUAUCAUGCAGGACAAUUCUUAUCUUUUUGGAGCAGUUGGAGCCUAUGACUGGAGUGGUGGAGUCUUUUUGCAAUCUGGUGACACUGUAAAAUUCUUGAAUGACUCUAAUAAUGGACCCAAAUUUUCCUAUUUAGGUUACAGUGUUACUUCUGCUAAAGUAAAACCCAGUAAAACACUCUACAUAUCUGGUGCACCACGGUAUAACUUGACUGGAGGGGUAUUUAUUUUUAACGGCUCUGAAAAGUAUGUGCUCCAGGGAGAUCAGGUUGGAUCUUACUUUGGAUCGGUUCUUUGUGCUCUGGACAUUGAUAAAGAUGAAUACACAGAUUAUCUGUUAGUUGGAGCACCACAUUUUCAUCUAAAUGGAGAAGAAGGCAAAGUGCUAAUGUACAAACUGAAUCAGGACAGGUUUGAGAGUGUGUCCAGGGAGCUGAAGGGUGAUGAAGGACAGACCUUCGCCAGGUUUGGUGCAGCCAUUGCCUCUAUAGGAGAUAUUGAUGGGAACAAGUUCAAUGAUGUAGCAGUUGGCGCUCCUCUAGAAACAGAUUCCUCUGGAAGCAUUUACAUUUACAAUGGAUUCCAACAUGGACUUACCUUUUCACAAAAAAUUUCACCCUCAGAUUUUGGAAUGAAACUUGUGCACUUCGGUCUGUCAGUAAGUGGUGCACCUGCUACGGCUUCAAAUAAGGCCUCCAUCGCUGUUGGAAGUCAAGGAGUAGUGUUUGUUUUUGAGACUAUCCCUGUUAUUGUUAUCAACCCAGAUAUAAACAUUACUCCAGAGGUCAUUCCUCUCAAUCAACAGAUGAUUAAAAUAUCCAGCAAGUUUGACAUAAUGUACUACACAUGCUUUAAAGUGAUUAAUGGAAAGCUUCAAAUUCAACUUCCUAUUAAGUACCAAAUUGCCUUGGAUUCUGGAGUAAACAAAAAGCGUCUCACUGUUGACGGCAGAGAUGUCUUAGAAAAAACUUUCACCUUGACACCAGAUGUAGAGUGUGCACCUGUUAUCAAACUAAAAUAUUUGGGCUGUUUUGAUUGUUUUUCACCUAUUAAAAUCAAGCUGAAUUUUUCAUUGGAUAUCCGCCCAAAUGAAGACCCUAUACGAAUCCUUGAUGCAUUUACUCCAACAGAGGUUGUAAAUGAGAUUUCCUUUGAAAAGGAUUGCAAGGUUACAGACUGUAAACCAAAUAUUACAUUAUCUGAUUCAAAAAUUAGUGAAACUUCCAUCAUAAUCGGAGAAACUCAAAGCUUGAGUAUCAAUUUCAGUCUUAUAAACACUGAAGACCCUUCCUAUAUGACCACCUUGACUUUGACCUUCCCCAGCAUACUGAGUCACAAGAAAAUAGAAGGUGCCACCUGUCCUGUGAAGAAUGACAAUCAGAUAGAGUGUAAUCUUCAACACCCUGUUUUCAAAAGAGGAGCACGGACCAACUUUUUCAUCUCAUGGCAUCUCAAUGACAUCAAAUCAGAUUUGAAGAAGUCUGAGAUUAUUGCUAAUCUAACCAGUCAGAAUCAUGGCUCUGAAAUUCUGGACUAUAAAAUAUACGCAUUUGCUGUGAAGUAUUCCCUACCAAUCCAGCUAACUGGCUCAGCCCAUCCAAGCAGACUUAGUAUUGAAGAGGGAGAAGAAGGAAAGACUCAGAAGAUGCAGUUUGUAUUUCAGUUUGCAGGUGAAAAUAAGUAUGGUGCUACAAUCAGUGUAGUUGUAACCAUAACAAAGGACACCUUCAAAACUGGUUUGAGCAUCAUUAGUGUCUCACCACACAAGGAGUGUGUUUUUUCAGAAAAUGCUAAAGCGGAGGGAUCCUAUGUCAUCAACUGUACUGUGACACAGCUGCAGAAAAUCAUCAUCGAUGCCAAUGUUUUGAUACAUGAUGAUCAGGAGAAAUCAAACAAGAUCACUGCCGUAGGAACAUACAGCUUUGAUGAGACCGUCUAUGCUGCGAAGGAUACUUCGAGGACCAUUCCAGUGGAGGUGAUAAUUACGAAGCUGCGUGUGACGACAUCUAAAGGUCCCAUCAUUGGAGGAUCCAUAGGCGGGUUUCUGCUCCUUUUCAUCAUCAUUAUCAUUCUCAUUAAGUGUGGCUUUUUCCGUCGCCGCCGUAAAGUGGACCAAGCACAGUCUCCAAACUCCACAGUCUCCACAGCCCAGGAGGGACAAUUUAUGUGACCCUGGACCACAAAAAAAGUCUUAAGUCGCUGGAGUAUAUUUUUCGCUAUAGCCAAAAAAACAUUGUAUGGGUCAAAAUUAUCAAUUUUUCUUUUAUGCCAAAAAUCAUUAGGAUAU